CUGUUUUCACACAAAGAAUAUUUGCACUGACCUUAUGAGUAGUUUGUGUAGUCGAUGUAAUACCGAACGAGAUUGAAUUAUUCCGUGAUAUAUCUAACUUUGAUGUUGAUGUCUAAGUGAAAGUAAACUGUUCCGUCAUUUACUUUCUAAACGUGUCCGGACAUGCCUUACAAAAUGUGACUUUUAAAUGGAGCUCAUCAUCAUCUCAGCAGAACCAAUGAUUGGAUGUUUCCUGCGUGCAGUAGCUCUUAUCAGAUGCUCUGCACUGAAAGCCGCUGAUGCCUGGACAUCAUGACAGUGUUAAAGACUGAAACUGCUGCUUUGGCUGGAAUGAGUGAAAACUUGUGGUUGGAACAAGCAUGUGCUCACCUUAUUCCUGCUUUACCAUUAUGGAUCAUUGAAUAUGCAUGGACUAAACGGAUGAUGGAGGUCUUAGAAGCUCUAGGACCCCCAUUAUGGCUAGAAGGUGACUGGCAUCUUCUGACCCUUGAAGAGCCGUGCAGAAUCCGUGUGGUGGCAGCAGAGGUCUGGAGGAUCGUGCAAGCCAGAGACAUCAAGCACUUUGAGAGAGUCACUGAGUUUGUGGAUGUUACGUACACACUUGUGCCAAGACUAGUGACCCCCAUCAAACACAUGAAGAUCAUGUUUGGUCUGCAGACUCUGGUUAUCAUGUGGAUGUUGUGGAAUGACCAGAGCACUGCUAAAAUCUCUGACAAGAUUGAAAACUUUUUCCCUAAAAGCCUUCCGGAGUAUCACAAAUGUAGCCGCAGGAACAUGGGUCUCAUGCAGAAAAACCAGGAAGAUUUCAAGGCCUUUGCUCAUGUUCUGGCCAGAGACAGGGAUAUGCGUGAGACUUACAUUCGGGAUUUAAUGGAGGAGCAAUAUGGUGAACGCUAUGCACAGAAACUGGAGGAGAGACUUGUACACUAUUUGGGAGAGCUAGAUAAAGUCCUGCCACAACCAACGUGUAUUGAACAGGUACUGAAGCAGUCCCAUUCAUAUGGGAGGGGAGAGAAGAUCAUAAAAAAAUUACUUUCAAGGGAUAGUGCAUCUCUAGCCACAGUUCUGAAGAGACUCCUGCAUUGCGCUGUAACAACAAAUCAGAGCCUUGACGACAGUCUCUCACCAUCACUUUCAAACACUUGUGAGGUACAAAGGGACGCUGAAGUACCAUCCAAUGGUACUCUCCGUGUAUUUUUGAGGUCUUCCCAGAACAGCACAAAGGAGAAUCGACUCUCACAAACCAGCACAAAAGAGCUGUUUGGUUCUCAGGGCUUGUGGCAGAAUAGAAACACAGAAACUAUUUCACCUCAGGAGAAAAUUUGUGGUGAUGGAGUAAUUGUUACGUCUACGCAGUUGUCAGAUUCUGAAAUAGAUCAGAUUGACUUCAGCCAGUCUCUUCUGGUGGAGAAGGACCUGGUUGGGAGGCACAGACAGAAGAAAACUCAAUCUGAACCAGAACAGAAGGAAAGUCAGACUGAUUUUCCAGAGCAGAUCUGCUCCAGACAUGGCAAAAAAAUGAGGAGCAUCCUUCAGGAAUGUUCUGAAGAGCUUGAUGGAGUAGUCGUACAAGCAGAAUGCACUCCCACAUCAACCCAGAGCACACCACCUCUUCUCCCGUACACACCACAACCUCAAGCAUCUCCAAACCAGCACUCAUUGUCCUCUAAUCCAGAUUCAUCCUCUACGAACAUUUCACUGUCCUACAUCCAGCAGGUCAGUCUUUCACCAGUGUCCUCAAAGAAUCCAGUUGCUCCUUCACCUUCAGUUCUCCAACAGUCCUCCUCAUCAUCUCAGUCCACAGCCUCAAAGCAACUCGCAAUCAGUGCAGGACAGAUUUUAGCUACUGUUGUCUUCACCGAACCAAGCAGAACUGAUGAACACAAUCUGAAACUGUCCUUAGAGAGUCAAAGCUUCCUAAUGCAGUCCAAGUGGCUUCAACCUCAAGUGUGCCUUAAUAGACUAAGCAAGGAAGAAUGUGCAAGAGCCAUGGAUUCAUACAGAGCCCGUGACAUUUUAGAAGGAGAACAAGAGCCUGAAGAUGAUCAAUACAUGUUAUUUGAUGUAAAUGCAUUGUAUUCUGAUUCAUACUCAGAAGACUUAGAUUCAACAGACUCUGAUGACCCUGAUUACAAGCCUGACUAAGACUAAAACAGAGGACAUCAAAAAGAAAGUCCCAGUGAAUGUAGUCUUCAUCAUGUUUUUCAGAUGCAUAGCUACUCAAACACCGAUUUUAGCAUUUUGCUGUGGAUGUUUGAAUAAACUCGCAUUAGGGUUGGGAAAAUAUGCAGCUUUUUUACUAUAUUUUCCCUUAUGGAGAUCAAAUUGUUUAAAGCUCUUGAUGGUCAGCAGGCCAGUCUUUCACCAGUGUCCUCAAAGAAACCAGUUACUCCUUAAUCUUCAGUCCACCAACAGUUCUCCUCACAAUUUCAGUCCACGGUCUCAAAGCAACUUGGCACUUAAAGAAUCAACACAGGAGAGAUUUUAGCUACCGUUGUCUUCACCGAACCAAAGAACACAAUCUGAAACUGUCCUUAGAGAGUCAAAGCUUCCUCAUGCAGUCCAAGUGGCUUCAACCUCAACUAUUCCUUCACAGAUUGACCAAGGAAGAAUGUGCAAGAGCCAUGGAUUCAUACAGAGCCUGUGACAAUUUAGAAGAAGAAAAUUGCAGCUUUUCACCUUAUUUUACCUCAUCAUUUACCUCACGGUAUUUAAAAUGCUCAGUCUUUCACCAGUGUCCUCAAAGAAACCAGUUGCUCCACCAACAGUUCUCCUCAUCAUCUCAAUCCACAGCCUCAAAAAAAACUUGUCACUCCAGGAAUCAGUGCAGGACAGAUUUUAGCCACCAUUGUCUUCACCAAACCAAGCUGAACCAAUGAACACAAUCUGAAACUGUCCUUAGAGAGUCAAAGCUUCCUCAUGAAGUCCAAGUGGCUUCAACAGACUAAGCAUAUUUUAGGUAUUUUAAGAGAACAAGAGCCUGAAGAUUAUCAAUACAUGUUAUUUGAUGAAAUAACACUGUAUUCGGAUUUAUACUCAAUAUAUACAAGCCUAACGGAGACUAAAUCAAAAGACAUUAAAAAGGUGCCAGCGAACAUGGUCUGCAACAUAUUUUUAGAUGCAUAGGUACUCAAACAUUGAGUUUGGCCAUUUUGAAUGAACUCGCAUUAGGGUUGGGAAACUAUGCAGCUUUUUUACCUCAUCGUUUACCUCAUAAAGGUCAAAAUGCUUGCCUUAAAGCUCUUGAAGGUCAAUGCCAAAAUAUUUGUGUCCAGUAUGUUUUUGGUAAUCCGUCAUUUUAGACUCCUGUUGCCCUGAAUGUCCUAUGAAGUGUGAGUAUAUAACUCUAAAACGACAUGGUUUCCAAUGUGGAACACUGUUUGCUGUUGGUUUAGUGACGCGUAUGGUGGGUCAGGGUUAUCGCUGGGUCUCUGUAUGGCGUGCUUUAGUGGAUACGUGUUGACAUGCUUUCUGUGAUUGACCUAGAAGGGUUAUGUAAGGACAGACAUUUUGGAUUAUGACGUGAGUUUUUUUUACUUUGUUUUUUGCCUACAAGGUUGUGUUGACUCUACUAAAUAGCGGGUCAGAAGUGUUUUAAGGUUAGUCUUAGCCUCACUAAUUCAGUGUUACGUGUGUACAUGCUGGUUUCUUAAAUAGGUGGUUAUGCCAACAAGUACAAAAAACAUGAAAGAGAGUUGUGGGUUUAAAAUUCAAGGUUAUUGCUCUGUAAAACUCCAUUCUGACUUUUAUUCACCUGACUUGAGUGUAAAUUUGACUUGAUGUUAUUGCAAACUACUUAGUCAUUAUUGCAUCAGAUAUAGUGCACUCAUUCAUAUACGUGCUGUCAGGUAGAAAAAAAUGGCAUUUAAUGUCUGUAGGUGUUUUGGAUAAUGAUGAUUGUUUGAGCUUGAAAGAGUUACAUAUAUGAUCCAAGUGACAGCAUUUUUUUCCUAAUUUAUUUUUGACUUUUAUUAAAGCAAUAGUU
This is a messenger RNA of Sinocyclocheilus anshuiensis, 3985 nucleotides long. RefSeq lists its product as uncharacterized. The coding region runs from base 292 to 2145 and encodes 617 amino acids. Gene Ontology annotation, molecular function: telomeric repeat DNA binding. The transcript is spliced from 7 exons. The record is from RefSeq and is a predicted model, not a curated record. Lineage: Eukaryota; Metazoa; Chordata; Actinopteri; Cypriniformes; Cyprinidae. Gene Ontology annotation, biological process: regulation of telomere maintenance via telomere lengthening; telomere capping. Gene Ontology annotation, cellular component: shelterin complex.